Messenger RNA from Choloepus didactylus (southern two-toed sloth), 3608 nucleotides. It is a transcript of the gene CCDC60, whose product is annotated as coiled-coil domain containing 60. The record is from RefSeq and is a predicted model, not a curated record. Bases 492 to 2144 code for a protein of 550 amino acids. Lineage: Eukaryota; Metazoa; Chordata; Mammalia; Pilosa; Megalonychidae. The transcript is spliced from 16 exons.
CCUCGCGAUUAACCGCCGCUUUGUCUCCGUGGUAAUGGGUUGCUGAGCCCCGCGUUGGGGCUGCCUUAGCUCCCGGUUCUUCAGGAGUUGUUGAAGGAUGGGGACCUGGGGGCCCCUCGAAGGGGCCCCCUCACACUUUGUCAGUGGAGUUUUAUUUUUUUAAUUCAUAUUUUAUUUUGUUUAAAGGAGAGAAAGACAUCCCCUUCUGGAGACGGUGGGGAAGCUCAUAAAAGACUAACUUUCUAAAAAGUAAAUAGUUCCAGGUUUGCCUGAUUCCACCCUGUCCGGACUUCCUUUUCCUGCUUGUGGGGGACCCAGAUCACUUGCUUUCCCAUAACUCUUUGGACAGAAACCCCUUUGGGGUCCUUGUAAUUGGGAGUUAGGAAUCAGAGAGAAAUUGCUGGAACCCUCACACCUAUGGCCGCUGACUUAGAAGACUGUGGAUAAACUCUUCUUUGGAGGGUGCAAGCUCAGCCCGAAGAAUCUCAAAGAUGACCAGGGUACCAGCCAACAAGAAGACGCAGAAUUCUGCCAACUUGGGGGCCCUCUGGCCCUUUUAUGCCUCAGAUAAUCUAACACAGAUGACAGACGCACCAUUGAAGAGCAUCAAGUAUAUGGACCAGAAAAUAGUAAACCUGAGAAAAGACCUUAUACGAAGCCGCCUCUUGAUUCAGUCGGUGAAGAUAGGCCGUGGGUACUUUACCAUUCUGAGGGAGGAAAGCGCGAUGAAAAAGAGGCAACAGCAACUUCAGAAACUGAAAGAGGAAGAGAGAAAUAAAUUCCAACCAGCCAAAAGGUCCUCGGAAAUCCACUAUGGUGAUACUUUCAUGAUCAGAUACGAUGAUAAGACUAAGAAGAUGGAAGGAGGCGCAGCGGUGGCCCUUCGCCCCUUCACUCCCAUCCACAGCUGCAUCAUCUCGUCCACUCUGCCUGCAGCCCACGUCGAACCCCUCUUCCGCCAGCUCUGUGCCCUCCACUGGCUCCUGGAGGCCCUGACCAUCGACCACAGUCACCACACCAUGAAACCCGUGAUCACCUGCUGGAACCUCAAGGACCCAGGUGGAAGCAAAAGCACGAUAAAAAAAAUCAAUAAGGACAAGUCCAUGGGACAGAAGUGGGAGCACUUCAUCACCACGCCGAAGACCAAGAAAUUAAAAGUUCCCGCACUCCGCGCCACCAGCCGCAAGCCAAGCCGGUGGGGCUCCACGCUCAGCCUGUCCCGGACCAGCGGGGGCUCGUCCCCGCAGAGCAGCAUGGUGUCCGUGAACCCCGGCUCCGACGAGCCUCAGAGUGUGGCCACCCAGGUGACGGGCAGCAAGGACAUCGAGGACAACACGUCGUCUUCAACCAAACAGGACGAGGAGCCUCUCCACAUCAAUCUGCAGAAGCUCCUGGAGAUGGUGCGGGAAGAUGCCCGGAGGACAAUCAUGAUGGAAAAUGGGAUGCAAAGGCAAGCACCCAGUAUCUUGACGGUGAUCAAAAACCACAAGAGCAAUUCUGCCUUUAAGGACCCGCAGCCCACCCACAAAUCAAGUGACAGAUCCAGCAGCACAUCUGGGGAGAGCCACACCCAGAUAGUACAGAAGAAGUCCAAGAGCCGCCCCACACGCGACUUCAUCCACUGCAAGUCUGGUGUUUGCAACAGCAUGAGGGCCAAGUUUUACAGCGUGGCCCAGGAGGCCGGCUUCUGUCUGCAGGACAAGAUGGAAAUCCUCAUGAAGCGCCAAGAAGAAAGAGGUCUCCAGAAGUUCCAUUCUUUUGUCCUGGUCUCGAAUUUUCAAAAGGAUAUCGCAAAAAUGAGACAUCAGGUCUCCAUGGUAAAAGGAGAUGCUGAAGAAAUUGCAGACCACUGGUACUUUGAUCUGCUGUCCAAACUCCCUGAGGAUCUGAAGAGCUUUCGCCCUGCCAAAAAGAUCCUGGUGAAGCUGCAGAAGUUUGGGGAGAACCUGGACCUGAGGAUCCGGCCGCACGUCCUCCUGAAGGUGCUACAGGACCUGAGGAUCUGGGAACUUUGCUCCCCGGACAUCGCCGUGGCCAUAGAGUUUGUGAGAGAGCACAUCAUCCACAUGCCUCAAGAGGAUUACCUCAACUGGCUACAGAACCGGAUCAACAUCCCCAUCCGGCCCCAGAGCGCCCCCAUGUAGUCUGGCCCGGGUUGACCAGCUGUCUGUCCCAGUGGAGGAGGCUGUUCAUCAUGAUUCAGUGAGGUCAUCUGGAGACUGACUUCCCACCUCCUGCCUUCCACCAGCUCCCUUUUCCUCCUGAGAGACAAACCAGCUUUUGACAGCAUUCUAGAGGGAGAUAAUCCCAGGUGGCCUUCCUUUCAACUCCACAUUCCAACCCCAACCUCCCCAUCUCUGACCCUUGGUGGUUUAGCCUUACUCUUCCUCUUUCCUCUUCAGAUUUCUUCACCCUAUUCCUCUUCCUCAGAAUUGUGGAUAAUAAAAUUGAGUUGCAUAUUUGCAGUUUGGCUGGGAAUGAGUUGGAGCUGUGAAAUUUGGGUGUACGGAUUAGUGGUAACAACAGCUACCAUUUUUUGAGAAUUGCUUAUGCAACAGGCCCAGUGCUGGGUGCUUUGCCUGCAUAAUCUCAUUUAAAUCUAACCAUAACUUGGUUAAAUAGAUACUGAUGUUAUCCCCAUUUCACACCAUUGGAGUUAGAGUGUGUUUCUCUACAUUGGUUGGAUGGUUGGGUGAGUGGAUUCAUUGUUGGAGGGAAGGAAGAUGAAUGGAGGAUGAAUGGACGGAUGGAUGGGUGGAUGGAUGGAUGAUGAAUUCCCCAACAAAGUACAAGAAAAUCUUAACCUUAAGAGUCUCAUAUGUUUUCUGUUGGUCUUGGUUGCAUGAGAAAGCUUAUCUUCCUGCCAUCUCAAAAUGCAUGUGGGCUCAUUGCCUCUUAACUUCUUUUCUCAACCUGGUCUUGUGCUCACUUAACAUUUUCACUAAGUUACAGAAAUUGCAAGCGUUUCAGCUCUCACUGAUGGCCAAGCUGAAUCAAUAACUGAACGACUGGACUGGAUUUGCUGUCAUGCUCACAUUAUCAGAACUCUCAUGUAGGCUGGGCCUCUGACAUCUCUCCACGACAACCUAAAAGGGGAAAAGGUUUGAAUUGGAACUAUUGUUCAGUCUCAGCGACACCAUAACCCUCCAUUCAUCCCUUCAGUCAUUCACUCAUUCAUUCAAUGAAUAUUUCUUAAGAGUCCAAUAUGUACCAACAGCAAUCAACAAAGCAUACAAGGUACCUGCCCUCAUGGAAUUUACAUGGAUACAGACACGUCAACAAGAUGUGAUGAGGAGGGCAAAAGGAUUUCAGAACAUCACACGAAUCUCUAUGUGGAUGCCCUUUAGCAUGAUACCCUGACAAGCUCUUUAGGGUGUAAAGGUGAUGAAACGGAGGCUCCAAAAGGUGUUCUGAACUCACAUCCAGCUGACUCUGAAUCUCGCUGCCCACUAACCCUCUGCCCUCACCGCCUUAUCUUGAGACAAGGAGUUCACAAAAGGCCCUGAGUCUCACUCUACGUGGCUGACGUCAAAUGUCCUUCUGCUCUGUUGAGGGGCCUGGAGGUAACCGGGGAAGCCAUAUACAGGUAAUUUAGGGUAAGAAUUUAA